UAUUUGCCCCAGUUAAAACAUGUGAUAACCUUUAAGCUUUUCGGUUAAGUUGUGAGUUUUUAGCCUAGCGUUUAAUGUAAUUAAUCGAUAUUAUUGACUAAAGUAAAUGAUCGAAACAAAAAUAAAUGGGUACAUGCAGUCCUUGCUUUAGUCCUAGGCUGAGAUCGCUUUUGGCAGGCAUUGUGCAAUUGUUCCUCAGUUCUGGUCUAGCGGCCCUCCAUUUAUUAUGUUUGUUGAAGAUCAUCAAUGAACGACAAAUAUAUGGUCCUUACUUUCGUUAUGUUUCAAGACGUGAACUUCCACCACCAAGUUCAUCAAACUCCUAUACAGGGUACCAUCUUUUUACCUUAUUCAUGGCUCUUGUGAUGUUCAUAAAUACACCAAUUUUAUUUUGUGGAAUGUGCAGGGAAAAAGCUGACUACAUCUGUACAUGGAUCACUAUAAACUGGGUAAUCAUCUUUAUAUAUGUACUCAUUCUGCUGUACAGUUUAAGAAUUUGGAUAUUAGGUUUCAUUAUCGAGAAUGCCUUAGUGCUUGCGGUAUUAAUUAACGUCGUCUGCUGUGUUAAUCCACUUUAUGACAUCAUGAAAUUUUCAAAGAGGAACCAGGAAUUCUUAAAUUGAUUUAUUCAUUAAACUGAAUAUAUGAAGACAAAAGGAAACUCAUUCAAAGAGACUUGGAGUAAAAUUCAUCGCUUUAUAACUCAGAAUUUUUAAAAUAAAAUUAUUUAAUUUUCUGUA
Messenger RNA from Nezara viridula (southern green stink bug), 740 nucleotides. Lineage: Eukaryota; Metazoa; Arthropoda; Insecta; Hemiptera; Pentatomidae. The record is from the annotation of a GenBank genome assembly.